Molecule: messenger RNA, 1154 nt
Organism: Anguilla rostrata (American eel)
Lineage: Eukaryota; Metazoa; Chordata; Actinopteri; Anguilliformes; Anguillidae
Product: POU domain, class 3, transcription factor 2-like
Exons: 2
Coding region: 36-950 (304 amino acids)
Biological process (GO): regulation of transcription by RNA polymerase II
Molecular function (GO): DNA-binding transcription factor activity, RNA polymerase II-specific; RNA polymerase II cis-regulatory region sequence-specific DNA binding
Source: RefSeq, a predicted model, not a curated record
UGUGUAACUCAAAAUGUGCGGCUCCUUUAAUAAGAAUGAUCAGACCAGCUCCGAGAGUCAUGGCGACCACAGCAUCUAAUCGUUACAGUGCCCUCACUUCAAGCUCAUCCAUUGCGCACUCGGAGCCUGGGGGCAUGCAGCAAGCAACAGUGUACAGAGACUCACAGACCUUGUUGCAAAGCGACUACACACUGCAGGGCAAUAGCCACCCGCUCAGCCACGCGCACCAGUGGAUAACAGCACUGUCCCAUGGAGAGGGGGCUCCAUGGCCCUCCAGUCCCCUCAGCGAACAAGACAUAAAGCCCACGGUGCAGAGCGGCAGAGAAGAGAUUCACAACUCUAACAGUUUGCAGCACCAGCAGCGAGCACCUCAUCUGCCGCAAGAGUCACACGGGACACAUCAGGAUGCUGCAGCAUGGAGAACCACAACAGCUGCUCACAUACCGAACAUGUCGACAUCAAACGGGCAGACCCUUAUUUAUUCUCAACCGGAUUUCGGUGCGAAUGGUGUGAAUCCGGGAAGCGGACAUCACACACUCGGAGACACGAACGACGACCAGCACAGCCCACAUCUCAGUGACCAAGGUCUCCAACCUUCGCAUCAGCAACGCCUGGGACACCACGACCAAUCCGACGAGGAUACACCGACUUCGGACGACUUGGAACAGUUUGCUAAGCAAUUUAAACAGCGAAGAAUUAAACUUGGUUUCACGCAGGCGGACGUCGGACUCGCUUUAGGCACUCUAUAUGGAAAUGUUUUCUCCCAGACAACGAUCUGCAGGUUCGAGGCCCUUCAACUCAGCUUUAAAAACAUGUGUAAGCUCAAGCCUUUGUUGAACAAGUGGUUGGAAGAAGCGGACUCUACCUCCGGGAGCCCCACCAGCUUGGACAAGAUCGCUGCACAGGGGAGGAGAAGGAAAAAGCGGACUUCCAUCGAGCUUUGCAAAUAGUGGAAAGAGAAGUGGAAGGCCAAAAAUCACGAAGAGCAUCCCAGAAGCAAGAGAAAUCCCAGUGGUGAGCCUUGAAAGAAGUAAAAGGAGAGUGAGGAGAGACCAGAUGCAUUACUUCUUUACCCAUUUUUUUUCUAAAUUAAAUAGUGAAAGUUGUUCACUAUUUAAUUUGGCCACAUAAGCAAAAUAAAUGAAUGAACAACA